Folsomia candida is the source of this 5706-nucleotide messenger RNA. RefSeq lists its product as uncharacterized. The coding region runs from base 859 to 4554 and encodes 1231 amino acids. NCBI's taxonomy places the organism in Eukaryota, Metazoa, Arthropoda, Collembola, Entomobryomorpha, Isotomidae. The record is from RefSeq and is a predicted model, not a curated record. The transcript has 11 exons.
ACUGCUCGUUUGCAAUGCAAUGCUGUCCGUGUAACGAAAAACUUUAACCCUUUUACUCCUCUCCCGAUUCAAAUGGAGGAAGAGACUACAACACCAAACCAAACUUAUGGUGGAUAUUUUAUUAUAAUACAUUGCAUUGAAUUUGGUCGGAUUUGUGUGUGUAGGUAGAAGGCAGGCAGGAUAUUAUAAUAUUCUGGGAGGAAGACUCUCUCUCCAUGGUUGACAACGAGUCAAUUUUAAACGUAAAAUUUUACCAAAUUUUGACAAUUGUACUAAAGCAGAGUUGUGCACCAAUGUAGGGAGUAUGUAGGAUAUGUGUCAUUAUUUAAGGGGUACAUUAUAUAAGUGAAAUAUAAACUACUUCUCAUAUUAUUAAUACUACUUCCCAAUGACUGUGUGUGAUUGAUAUUUGAUGGUAUAUGGGAGUGUAGUAUUAUGUGAAGCAAGUGUGUGAUGUGUGGCAAUAAUAAUAAGUGGAUGGAUAUAAGUGUCAUUUUAAAGUAAAUUCAUAAUAUGGGUGUGAAUGCAUUGUCAGCAAGGCAGGAGUCAUUACAAGCUGAAUGGUCAGAAAUGACAGAACGGCGGCGAUGAAUUCUGUGGUGAAAGUUAACUUGGGAUUUGGAUCGGAUCGCUGGAAAGGUUUGUUCAGCGAAACUUUUGCUGUUGUUGCUGCUGCUGCCCAGUCUUGAUAUUGGUGAAGCUUAAAAGUCAAAUAGUACAUAAUUCUCCAAAUAUAGGAAGCCAAAAAGAGAGAUAAAGACAGAUUCAAAAAAACUAAAUUUAAAACCACCACCAAACCAAUUUAUUAAAGUGAUCUCGUAAAGAAGACUAGAAUUUUUUUCAGCAAGUGUUUCAAGAAUGUCUCACAUUCACAAUUUAACAAGCCAUCUUAAAAACACUACCAUCACUCCAGCUCCCACUCCACCACAACAGACUUAUCGACUACCGCAAAACGGCCUUAAAAUAUAUCAAAUGCAGCAAAACGUAAGGAUGAUGACACCCCACCACCACCAGCAACAACAACAACAGGUGCCCUCGCCACAUCACCAGGGUCAUCCGCAAAUAUCCGUUGCCAGAAAAGGAGGAAAUUUAGGGGGAAUAAUUAACGCGAUCCUUCCAAAUACGACAACGCUGACUCGAACACCAAAUCAUUUAAAUGCUAAUAUUAACUCAUCAACGGCUCAGAUACAAUUUCAACCUCAGCAACUUUCACAAUUGCAACAACAAUUAAAAAGACCUCCCAUGACACGAGGUCCAACACCGCUAGUUAAUCAUAUCCAGGCGCAUCAAUCUCCCCAUAAAUCUGGAGUCGACGCUAGGAAAUUUAUACCAGCCCCACCUUCUCAUCAACCUCCUAUUAAUAUUAGUCAAAAUCAUCAUCAAGUUAAUCAUCAUCAUCACAAUGUUGCAAACAAUAACCAUCACCACCAUCAUGGUCAAUUAUUCAAUUCGCCAAAUCAUAAACACUUAUCAUCAUCACCAAUUUCUAGUAGUAAUGCACCUGUCGGAUUAAUACCAAGCCAAGCUCACAAGCCAACACAACCUGCUCGGAAUUCGUCUCCUGCACAAAAGGACGUAUCGUUCCGUCAUAAUAAUAAUAAUAAUUCUGGCUCUGGAGGGGCCGCCCGUGUUCAGCAUGUUACAAAUCAUGUAAACCAAAACCGUAAAAGUGUUGCAACCAUAUCACCAAGUACUGUAGCGAAAUAUCUGGCCAAAAAACUAGAAGGGACUAAAGAAAUUAAACCACCUCCUGCAGUAGUUGUGAAAACUGAAGAACAAGAAGAACCCCAGGAAGUUUCGGCCAUCGGACCUAGACCUUUUCAAAAAGGAGACGAUGUCCUUUUUACAACAGAUGAUGGCACCUUCAUGUUUGGAACGGUUGGAAUGAUUCAUGGAGAAACUUUGCAAAUUUUAUUUGGCGAUGGAACUCAACAGUUGGCGGAAUUUAAUAAAGUCAAAUUGUUAUCGUGCUCGGUUGAAGAUGACGAUGAUGACGAUAGCAACACCACUACGAGUACUCCAAAUAAUGCAAUUCAUGUCGAUACUAAUAACCGAGUUGAAAAUUCUGGUUCUUCACAUUCGAGUACAUCGCUAUCCAAACCAAAUAAUAAAGUAGUAAUAGCCAACAGUUUAGCAUCACCUGUUCCUGUCGUACCUGUGGGAGGGGGUGUAGCCACGCUUGCAAGUGAAGAGGUCACUUGUGGUUCGUGUGGAGUGGUUAAGAAAGUUGCUGGGAAAAAGGCUUUAAAUUAUGCUCCUCACACAAAAACCCAGUUUAACUGUCGACGCUGUGUCAAUAAAUCUAGGUUUUGUAAAAGCAAUAAUAUGCCCAUCGCUCAAACUCCUUCGUCUCCUAAUCGUGGGAAAACUGCCAACACAUCCCCUUCAAGCAAGAACCGUCGACAGUCUGAUGAAUCCAGCGGAACCAAUAAUGUUUGCUUUCACUGCGAAAAGGCGACAAAUUAUAACGAUCGGUUACAUUGCAAUCUGUGCGAACGAGCCUGUCACCUCUCUUGCCUUGCAAUGACGCCACCUCCAUUGGAGGGUGAUCGAUUUUGGGAUGUAAUUUGUUCUGCCUGUGGCACCCAAAACGGAGACUCGGGAGCCUUUGGAAGAACUAAAGUCUUUUCAUGCCGAAGAAGUAUUACGUCGUGGUCUGACGUGGCACAUUUAAUUCUAAGCUGUUUAGCAAGUCAACCUGAAAGUUCUGGGGAGCGAUUUUUCGACUUGGAAAAAGAUGUUAUACCCUUCAUUAUGGAGCACACUGAUCGCCUUCAUUUACCGAGAACGUACAAGAACAUUCAAUCCGAUAGUCGAAAAGAGUUCCUCGGCACAGCUCUCCACAAUGCAACUCUGCGCUUCUUAAAUGGUGCUGAAGUUAAUCGAAAUGAUACUUUGUGGGCAAUCAGGGAAAAUAAUAAUCAUCAAGGAUAUCCUCUUCGAGUGCCCGCAGCAGCUAAAUCGCCACAAAAGAGUAGCGCACCAAAUAAAUUGCCAAUAACUCCCACGAGACCAAUAAGGACGACGUCGUCAUUAGCAUCUUCGCCUGGGAGGGGUGCAGUACUUGGUUCUCUUCAGCACGGUCGGAGGUCGUCUAUCGAAAUGAAUGGAUCUUGCGCCACUCCAUCUCCACCCAAAUUGGACAAAUACGACAUUCCAUUCAGCAAAAGCAUAUCUCCAGCAAAAAGUAACAAAUCAUCCAGCCGUCUCAUGUCCCAGACAGAAAGAUUAGUGCAGAAAGCAAAGAAGCAAUGCCAGCAAAAGAAAGUUUAUGAAAAUGAGUUGGAUUCUAAUAAGCGCAAAACCAAUGAUGUGACAGGAUCUCCACAAUCCAAUAAGCGUCCAAAAUUAUCUCCAGACCGUGGGUCGAAUGGAAUUUGUCUUCCCUCGACAAAAACGCCUUCUCCAAUUUCGAGUAAACAAGUCACAGAAUGGCUACAAUGUUUAAACGCGGCAACUAAUCGAACUCCUAUAACGCCAAACUCUUCUGCCAAUAAAAACAAAGCAAGUCCUCUGCUUUCAGGCAGUUCAUCACUUUUCGGUAAAGCAGUCAAAUCGGCUGGAAUAACUCCUCCAGGGAACUCGCAAUCUCCAGAAAAACCAUCGCUUAGAAUUCGAAAACCAAAGGCCUUCGACCUCUCAAAGGAUAAAUCUGGUUUACAAAAAAAUAAGGACAACAAUGAAACCAUUCAGACCAAAGCAUUUGGAAAGCUGAAAGGUCGACUAGCAAAGCAAGCUCUGAAGGCAGCUUCAAAUUCAAAUGUUGCAACUCAGCGAUUUUCCCAAAUACCUGCAGCCAAUGGAGCUAUUCCAACUGAAGAAUUAAUCGCACCAUCUGAAUUUUCCUUGCUCAAUUCUUCCGUUGAGGACUUGAUCACUCACGGGUCAAGAUACACGUUGCAUAGUCUCCCUAAAGCUCCAGAAACUAGUGCAGAAUUACAAAAAUUGAAGCAAAAAGUUGCGGAAGCAUAUGCUUCUGAAACCUCAACUCCUCCUGCAUAUAUAAAAUCAAGCAUUAAUGGCAAGCCCAACCGGAAGGAGAAAAGUAAAAGAGAUCUGAAAAAUUUAGCUUCAUAUGAAAUCACGGGAAAAUGGGUCAACGCUUCUGGAAUUGUCCAUUAUCACUGCGAAUGGAAAGAUGGGUAUGGCAAUGACAGUGACGAUGAUGACAAUGAAAACGAGUUACUAAUCGAAUGGGACGAUUUGGACGAUACAGAUCUACUUUUCAAAUGUAUUGAUAAUCUUCCCACCGAUAUUCCCAACAAAAUUUGCCACAUCACACCCGCAAUAGUUGCCACCUCAGAUCAGUCAGAAGAAGACAGGAAACCCGUUAUGAAUAAUAAUUCUCAUAAUGAUGAAAGUGAUACAAAUCGUAAAGCUAACAAUAACGAUUCAAAAUUAGCCAUCAAGAAUGAAAAGAUUGAAAGUCCCAUCAAAUCUGAACAAGUGGUUGUUCGUCCUCAUCCAUUUUUUGUACCUAAUGGCCUAAAGUUAAAUAGAGUUAAGAGUAAAGAAGAUGGUAAAAUUAUUAUUGAUUUAACAUCCGAUGAUUAGCCAUUAAUUACCUAAUUAUACUAAAUUAUAUUGUUUUUUCAUGUAUUUAUUUACAUUUUAUAGUAAUAUUUAUAACUAAUUGUAGUCAUUUAGAUAAGUUUCAGUUUAGUACAGCCAUGACGUGGCCUAAUUUAACCCGUUCCACUUUUAAAAACGUCAUUUUUUAUCCCACUGCCUGAUACGUAAAUCUUAUUGUGUUCUUUUUCGCUGAGUUAAUGAAUUAUAAUGUCUUUUAUCAAACCAAAGUUUUGCCAGUUAACUCGCUGGUUUUUAUGAAUUUAGGGCAACGACAAUAUAUACAUACAUACAAAACAAAACCAACACUGCCUUUUUAUGAAUAACUUUUUCAAAAAAUCUGUUUAAUUUUUACAACAUGCAUAAUAAUAAUAUGCAUUAUAUAUAAUUGUGAAUUGUAAUAUAUGUAUCACAUUGUUACUUCAAGAUAAAUAUGUAUGACACCACACACACGCAAAUAGAUAGCGAUUUAAAAAUUAAGUCGAAGUACACAGUGUUGGGGACGACGUGAUAAUUAAGCUGUUGUACUUUUAGAAUAGAAUAUAAUGAAAUAUGGACUGAAAAACUAAACGGAGGGAAAAGUUAUCUAGAAGCACAAUCAUUAAUUUAACAAUCUAUACUUUUUAUAGUUUGAGUCUGGUACAACAAUUUUUAUAAAUAAUAGAGAUCAAAGUAUGUCAUGUGGUAAAAACCUACCUAUAUACCUAAAAAAAUUAUCGUUUGACUCUUGGUUAUUGGUUCUGCUAGUUUUUCUGUGAUUUAACCAACAAACGAAGGAAAGGAAAUGAACGCGGAGUGAAUAUUAUGCAUGUCAACGUAAAGAGACUGGCUUGUCGGGUGUUACCAUAUUGUUCUGACGACGAUUAUUGACCAUGAAACCUUAAACGUAAAAUUAUUUAAUUAGUCAUUUUUGUUCCACAUAGUUUGCUCUGUUUCAUAUAUAUUGAAAUUGAAUUAGACUUGAGCAUUACAGGUUACAUUAACUUAUUUAUAUUGCCCUUUACAUAAUUAGUUUAGGUAUUUAUCAAUGUAUUUAUUUCCUAUCAUUGUCAUUCUCGUUAGUACUCAAUACCUGGAAAUGAAGAAAUACGAAAGAAUAAAACUUGUAAAAGUACGUACACAAUUCGUAUAAACAAG